Molecule: messenger RNA, 9595 nt
Organism: Solea solea (common sole)
Lineage: Eukaryota; Metazoa; Chordata; Actinopteri; Pleuronectiformes; Soleidae
Gene: myo9aa
Product: myosin IXAa
Exons: 43
Coding region: 407-8485 (2692 amino acids)
Biological process (GO): intracellular signal transduction
Cellular component (GO): myosin complex
Molecular function (GO): GTPase activator activity; protein binding; ATP binding
Source: RefSeq, a predicted model, not a curated record
AGUGGCAGGCAGCACUGAUUAGAGGAGCGGAGAGGAGUUUUCACUGACCGCCAGCGAGGAGCUGCGUGGAAAUGAAACACACAGAGACUCGCUUGGAAUUUCACUAAAACACACGUUUCCAGCGCAGAGCUGAGUUUGUGUGGUUGUUUUUGUUGGGAGACGAAGAAGAGCGGAGGAGAGAGCUGAUUAAGUGGGAAUGCAGGGAAUUAAAUAGAGACUGAAAUCAUUUCGUGAGGCAACAAGCUGUGCAAACCAUCCCGAGGAAGAGACGAGAAACUUCAGUCCCACUCACAGUUCAGCGUUCAGUGUCACUCCUGGAGUGGUAAUGUCUUGAACUUGAGGACCGUCCAGCCCAGAAAGGACGAGCCAGAGCCAGGCUGUUGCUAAUGGGAACUCCUGCAUCGUCAUGAGUGCUCGUGAUGGCGUGGGUGGUAUUGGCACCCUGGGCCGACGGCAGCGCUUUGAGAACUCGGAGUUCACACUGCGCAUCUACCCAGGUGCCCUGGCCGAGGGCACCAUCUACUGCCCGAUCAGCGCACGCAAGACCACCACAGCGGCAGAGGCCAUUGAACACGUCAUUCAGCGCCUCCAGCUCGACCGUACCAAGUGUUAUGUUCUCGCUGAGGUGAAGGAGUUUGGUGGGGAAGAAUGGAUUCUGAACCCCAGCGACUGUCCUGUGCAGAGGAUGAUGCUCUGGCCCCGUGUAGCCCUGGAGCACCGCUCGCUGUCCGGUGGGGAAGAUUAUCGCUUCCUCCUCAGACUGAAAAAUCUGGAUGGUUCGAUUCACUAUGGCGGGAGCCUUCAGAUGUGGCUGCAGGUCACGGAGGAGCGCAGGCGCAUGAUGGAACGUGGACUGCUGCCACAGCCUGAGUCUCAGGGUGUCCAAGCUGAUCUGUGUUGUCUGCCGGAGCUCAACGAGCGCUCGCUGCUGGACAACCUGCGCUCACGUUUUCGCCAGGAAAAGAUUUACACUUAUGUUGGAAGCAUCCUCAUAGUCAUUAACCCCUUUCAGUUCCUGCCCAUCUAUAACCCCAAGUAUGUGAAGAUGUAUGACAAUCAUACGCUGGGAGAUUUGGAGCCACACAUUUAUGCUGUGGCGGAUGUGGCUUACCACACCAUGCUGCAGAGACGGAGGAAUCAGUGCAUUGUUAUAUCUGGGGAGAGCGGCUCUGGGAAGACGCAAAGCACAAACUUUCUAAUUCAUCACCUGACUGCUCUCAGCCAGAAGGGUUUUGCUAGCGGAGUGGAGCAGAUCAUCUUGGGUGCAGGACCAGUACUCGAGGCAUUUGGAAACGCAAAGACAGCCCACAAUAACAACUCAAGUCGCUUUGGCAAGUUCAUUCAGGUCAACUACCAGGAAAGUGGAAUUGUGAGAGGAGCUUAUGUGGAGAAAUACCUUCUGGAAAAGUCCAGGCUGGUCUAUCAGGAGCACAAUGAACGAAACUACCAUGUGUUUUACUACCUGCUGGCAGGAGCGAGUGAAGAAGAGAGGGCCGCAUUUCACCUCAAGAAGCCUGAAGAAUACCAUUACCUCAGUCAGAUGACAAAGACAACCCACCAGCCUCACUGGGACAGUUACUAUGAGAGUGAACCGGACUGCUUCACUGUUGAAGGAGAAGACCUGAGGCAUGACUUUGAGAGGCUUCAGUUGGCCAUGGAGAUGGUGGGCUUUCUCUCCACCACACGCAAACAAAUCUUCUCCCUGCUGUCGGCCAUCCUUCACCUGGGCAACAUCUGCUACAAGAGGAAAACCUACAGGGACGACUCCAUUGACAUCUGUAACCCUGAAGUGCUGCCAGUGGUCUCAGAGCUGCUGGAGGUCAAAGAAGAGAUACUGUUUGAAGCUCUGACAACACGGAAGACCGUGACUGUGGGAGAGAAGCUGAUCGUUCCUUACAGACUUUCUGAGGCUGGAACAGUGAGAGACUCCAUGGCCAAGUCCCUGUACAGUGCUCUCUUUGACUGGAUAGUCUUCAGGAUCAACCAUGCUCUGCUCAACCUCAAAGACCUGGAGGACACCACCCAGGUCUUGUCCAUUGGAGUGCUGGACAUUUUUGGCUUCGAAGACUACGAGAACAACAGCUUUGAACAAUUCUGCAUCAACUUUGCCAACGAGCGUCUCCAGCACUACUUCAAUCAGCACAUCUUCAAGCUCGAACAAGAGGAAUACCGAGCAGAGGGCAUCAGCUGGCGAAACAUCGACUACAUCGACAACACCGGCUGCAUCAACCUGAUCAGCAAGAAGCCCACUGCACUGUUCCACCUACUGGAUGAAGAGUGCAAUUUCCCUCAAGCCACGAACCAGACUCUGUUGGACAAGUUCAAGCGGCAGCAUGAAGGGAACAGCUACAUUGAGUUCCCUGCCGUCAUGGAGCCCGCCUUCAUUAUCCGACAUUAUGCUGGAAAGGUCAAGUACGGUGUCAAGGAUUUCAGGGAGAAGAACACGGACCACAUGAGGCCGGACAUCGUAGCUUUGCUAAAGAGCAGCAAGAACGCCUUCAUCUGUAGCCUGAUCGGCAUCGACCCCGCAGCCACUUUCCGCUGGGCGGUACUGCGAUCGUACUUCAGGGCUGUGGUUGCUUUCAGAGACGCUGGAAAGAGACACACACAGAAGAAGAGCGGGCAUGAUGACGCUGCUCCCUGUGCAGUUUUGAAAAGUGUGGAUAGUUUUAGCUUUCUGCAGCACCCUGUGCAUCAGAGAAGCUUAGAGAUCCUGCAGAGAUGCAAAGAGGAGAAGUACAGUGUGACCAGAAAGAGUCCACGUACACCACUGUCGGACCUUCAGGGAAGCAACGCCGUCAAUGAGAAAUCUCCUCGGGACUCUCCGGGCCUCGGCUGGAACGGACGCUUGGGCCGACACAACCGCUUGUCGUCCAGUAACUUUGUUACAGAUGAAGACGGUAUCUUUGUCAACUCAGCCAGCAGCAAACUCCUGGAGAGAGCGCACGACAUCAUCAUGAGGAACAAAAACUACAAAUCAAAGCCAGUUCUCCCAAAGCAUUUACUCAAUGUCAAGUCCCUGAAGCACCUCAGCAACCUGACACUGCACGACCGCAUCACCAAGUCACUGCUUCACCUGCACAAGAAGAAGAAACCACCGAGCAUCAGUGCUCAGUUUCAGGCCUCGCUCAAUAAGCUAAUGGAGACCCUGGGUCAGUCUCAGCCUUAUUUUGUCAAGUGCAUCCGCUCCAAUGCUGAGAAGUUGCCCUUACGGUUUAACGAUAACCUGGUGCUCAGGCAGCUGCGUUACACAGGCAUGCUGGAGACUGUUCGCAUUCGGCAGUCAGGCUACAACAUCACGUAUGGCUUCAAGGACUUUGUUCAUCACUUCUGUGUGCUGCUGCCAGAAGGCACCAGUGCCACCAGAGAGGGAAUCCAGCAGUGUCUGGACCAGCUACACCUAAAACCAGAUGGGUACCAAGUGGGAAAGACGAUGGUGUUCCUGCGGGAGGUUGAGCGUCAGAGGCUGCAGGCCUUACUCCACAAGGAAGUUCUCAGACUCAUUGUCAUGCUGCAGCAGCGGUUCAGAGCCCGGCUGGAGAGGAGGCAGUUUGUCAGGAUGAGGGAAGCAGCGAUCUGCAUCCAGAAAUGGUGGCGUUUUUACCGGUCCAUUGAGGAGGAAGAAGAGGAGGACGAUUAUGACCCUAAUGUCCAAGAGGGGGCAGCUUUGUGUUUGCAGACACACUGGAGAGGUUACAGAGAGCGCCAGAGGUUCAGGCUAUGGAGGGACGCUGCUCUGGUCCUACAGAGGGCGUGGAGAUUAUGGCUCCGUCGGCGCUGCACAGCAGCUCUGGUUAUUCAGACAGCCUGGCGCUGUCAUCAAGCCAGAGAAGACUACUUGCGUCUGUAUGAUGUUGUGGUACGACUACAGGCAGUUAGCAGAGGCUUCCUUGCCAGGCAGAGCUUCAAAAAACUGAGAGAACAGAGACUGAGAGAGAAGAAGGAGCAGCAGGAGAAGCUGCUUCAGCUACACAAUGGUCAGGUGAGUCUUUCACCAGAGGAAGAGGAGGGGCCAUCUGAGAGAAUAAUGGGGUUGGACCUCAGCACUUGGGAGGAUCGCUCCUAUGAACAACGAGAAAGGAACCUGAAAAGUAUCAGCAGCUAUGAGUCAGGAGAUGGAGGAGAACAUGCUACAACAAAAGAGCAAACCUCUACAGCACAACCUGAAGCCCCAGCCUCAAUCUCAGCGUCCACUGUGGUGGUGCGAGAAAGAGCCAGAACUGUAGAUGAGCCCAGUCAGAAAACCACUCGCUCCAAGAGAGCCAGCCGACGGAUGAGAGAAUUAGAGCAGGCGAAGUUCAGCCUGGAGCUCCUCAAGGUCCGAGCAACCAGUGGAGGAGCUUCGUCCCCCUCUGAGGAACGGCGUUGGUCUGUGGAGUUGGUGCCCCCUGUAACCCCGCCCCUUCGUUCACCCCAGGGCACACCUGACAGCCAGAGCUCCAAAGGCAGCUUUGAGCUUCUCAGCAUGGAUGAGGAGCCGCCCAAGGCUACAGAAGAGUUGAUGGACAGCGAGGACUCCUGCUCCUCUCUUCCUACAAUAGAUUCAGUCCCUGAGUCUUAUGGAGAGGUUGCUUUAAUAAGCCCAGAGCCCGAUGAGUCAUAUAGAGCAGAGUUUGCUGAUGUUGUGUCUCCACCAUGCUGCCAGAACCAGAACACAAUUCAUCUGGCAGCCACCUCUCAAACCACACAUCCACCCAAAAUUGAAAACUACCUCCCGACCUUUUAUUUCCCUGCUAGUGAAGGCAGCACAGCCAUCUUCCCUCAAACUGCUGAAAAGCCUCAACAAAACACAGAGGCAGCUGUUGCUACAACCAACUCCACUGUUACAAAGCCUCUGAGAGAGCGGGCAGAGUCAUUGCGUCGGCCAGUGGUUGUGGUCAUCAGUAUGCAGAAAGAAACGCCAUUAAGUGAAGAGCUGAGCGAUCUUGUCCGUCCAGCUUUAGAGGUUCGAGAUUCUUCAGCCCAAACUGGAGACUUGACCACAUCACCACAGAAACCAGGCCCAGUAGCUGUGCCUCAAAGUCCCGUCCCGGCCUCUACCUCUGUUCUCCAGGCCGACCAGAUUGUCAUUGAGAAACUAGUGCGACUGAACGAGGAGAAAGAGGAGAGGCAGCGUAGUCAGCGACAGCAGAAUGAAAGGGAGAUGAUGGAGCAAAUCAGACAACAAAAAGAAGUGCUCGAGCAGCAGCGCCUUUACUUCGCUCAAUAUGAGAGAGACAUGUUUGAGAAACAAAGAGGUGAAGCUCUGCACCGGAUACAGCAGAGUCGACGGGGUGCGGAAGAUGUUGGUGCGACUGAAACCUCUGGCAAACCCCCUCGACCCAGUUCACUGCUGACUGAGAGGACAAGAGCACUCGCACCUCAUCCCAGAACACAGUCAGACUCCAGUGCUCCGUCACUGCACUCUCCCCCUGGUGUUGAAAUGCAAUACCCCCAGCUGCCUCCUCCACCAGCUUCUGCUCCCAGGAAAAAACAAAUGGACAGCAGGUCUGCUGCUGAUGGCUGGGCACCCAAGCUCACAUUGGAGUCCAGAGAUGGAGGAGGAACCAGAGUGAGAACAGCUAACAGCAAACCACCAAGUCAUCAGGGUACCGUGGUGAACAUGACGGAUAAACCUGGAAACAUCUUCUUUUCUCCAAAGGACAAAGUGACAUUUACUCACAGGUAUAACAGUGAUGCUGUCACUGAAGAAACACACUUGACGCUUCCCAGAGAAGGACCAACAUCAGUGUCCAAACCCUCUAAAGGAACAAAGGUGCGGGAUGUUGGCAGAGCAGGCCAAAAAAAGAAAGCCAGAAUGGCACGGACCCGCUCCGACUUCCUCACCCGCGCCCCUAUCCUUUCAGUUGGGGGCGAUUCAGAUGAGGAUGACUAUGAUGGUGACAGCUCCCACAGCCCCCGUCAUUACACUCUACCCCUCUCCAAACAGAGCUCCGCGGAGGCAGGCUUACGAGAGUCCUGUUUCAGUGACUCAGACAUGCCUGCGAGCUCUCAGGAACCGAAGAAAGUGCACAAAGCCAUGUCGUCGGGAGAUUUGGUCAAAGUGGACUCAAUGAACAAGAACUCACAAGAUGGAAGGGUUCGUGGUAAGAUGCGUUUCUGGGGUAAACCCAAGUACGGGGACAAGAAGUCGUCCAGAGAAAAGCUGCUUAGUGGGAAUGAUUCCCUGGAUGGAGACUAUGGAGAAACUGGUCCACUUCUGGGAGAAGCAGGUCAGGAAAGCAUGUCACCACCCUGCAGUCCUGAUAUGAUGCUGGAUCGAGACUUGAAGGAGAACAAGGACCCAUCUCCCAAAGUGAAGCGGCGGCGCAGUGUAAAGAUCAGCAGCGUGGCUCUGGAACCUACGCAGUGGCAGAGCGAUGCACUGCAGAUCCUCACCUGCACCAAUGACUACAGGACCAUGAAUGACUUCCUAAUGAAGAAGAUCAACGACUUGGACACCGAGGACAGUAAGAAGGACACCAUGGUGGACGUCGUCUUUAAAAAGGCUUUGAAAGAAUUCCGUCUGAACAUCUUCAACUCAUAUUCCACCGCACUCGCUAUGGAUGAUGGGAAGAGUAUCCGCUACAAAGACCUCUAUGCUCUGUUUGAGCAAAUCUUGGAGAAGACUAUGCGUCAGGAGCAGAGGGUCUGGAGUGAGUCUCCUGUCAAAGUGUGGGUCAACACCUUUAAGGUUUUCCUGGAUGAGUUCAUGACAGAGUAUAAACCUCUGGACAGUACACUCAGCAAGCAGCAGGUAGUCAAACCUGAACGCAAAAAGCGGAGGAAAAAGGACGCCGACAUUGUGGAAGAGCACAAUGGUCACAUCUUUAAGUCUACGCAGUACAGCAUCCCCACAUACUGCGAAUACUGCUCAUCGCUCAUCUGGAUGAUGGACCGCGCCUGUGUGUGCAAAUUGUGCCGGUACGCCUGCCAUAGAAAGUGCUGCCAGAGGACGACCACCAAAUGCAGUAAGAAGUUUGAUCCAGAGCUCUCCUCCAGACAGUUUGGAGUAGAGGUUUCUCGUCUGACUAAUGAUGACAAAACAGUGCCCCUGGUUGUGGAGAAGCUAAUCAACUACAUUGAGAUGCACGGACUCUACACUGAAGGAAUAUACCGGAAAUCUGGCUCCACCAACAAAAUUAAGGAACUCAAACAAGGACUUGACACGGAUGUGGAAAGCAUGAAUCUGGACGAUUACAACAUCAACGUCAUUGCCAGUGUUUUCAAACAGUGGCUGAGAGACCUGCCUAAUCCUCUCUUGACCUUUGAGCUGUAUGAAGAGUUUAUACGAGCCAUGGGUUUGCAGGAUAAAAAGGAAAUGAUUAGAGGGGUGUAUUCAAUUAUUGAUCAGCUAAACAGAACUCACAUAUGCACUCUGGAACGCCUCAUAUUUCAUCUUGUCAGGGUCGCCUUGCAAGAGGAGACAAACCGUAUGUCUGCUAAUGCCUUGGCCAUAGUUUUUGCUCCGUGCAUCCUUCGUUGUCCCGAUACCAUCGAUCCACUGCAGAGUGUUCAAGACAUCAGCAAGACGACUGCGUGUGUAGAACUUAUCAUCUGCGAGCAGAUGAGUAAGUACAGAUUACGACUGAAGGACAUCCAUACCCUGGAGUUUGCUGAAAACAAGGCCAAGUUCAGAUUGACUGUCAUUCGACGGUCAAUGGGAAAAGGCCACUUACAGAGACUAAGCUACAACACACCUUCACCUCCACUAAGUCCCCGCCUGCCGCCUGUGGCCAACACUGUGGUGGAGGAAAGCGGUGGUGAAGAGGGAGCAGACUCUUUGGUUGAAAUCUCAGAGUAUCAGCAGGCAGCCAUGCAGCAGGAAGAGAGAGUGUUAACAGAGCAAAUUGAAAGCCUGCAAAAAGAAAAAGAGGAGUUGACUUUUGAGAUUUUGACUCUGGAGCCCCGAGCAUCAGAUGAUGAGACCCUGGAGUCAGAGGCCUCCAUUGGUACAGCUGAUAGCUCUGAAAACCUCAACGUUGACUCUGAGGAAACCAUUUCUGACUUCUCUGAAAGAGGUCCAGCGUUGACAUCCCCAUGGCCUCGAAGGUCUGAUGGAAGGAGCCCCCGACGCCGCAUUCUCCACCGGCAGCCUGACUCUCUGGACUCUGUUGACUCUUGCUCUAGUGUUUCUUCCUAUUCCUCCUCAUCACACUACCACCCAUUAUCCUCCUCUUCCUCCACACGGCGCUUUCGUUUCCACUCCAAGUCUCCACCCCAAGGCUCAGGUCCAGCCCAGUCCCAGUCCCAGUCCCUGAACACGUCUCAAGCCUCUUCUGAUAGCAUAGAAAUGAGCCCUACAGGGGAUCUUGAAGGCAUGCAUGACAAUAGGCCCCAGUUUACCAGUCGAGGCACCUUCAAUCCAGAGAAGAGCAAACAAAAACUGAAGGGGGCCAAGCAUUCACCAAAAAGGCACUCAAGAGACAGUGGCGGCCAUAGCAGGGACCCGCCAGACAUACCACAGUCGCUGGUAUUGUAUGGCAAUAAUGAAUUCAUGGUAUGAAGGACUCUGGGACACCAGAGGAAUCCCUAUCCAACUCUCUGGCAAGCAUAUAUAUGUUCUCUAUGGGAGGUGACGUAGAAGCAACCAAUCACUUCUCAAAGCGCUUUUGCUUAGCCUUUCUUUGUUGAAGUCUGCAGAGAAGUGUUGUCUUAAGUGCUUCCACCUCUAGACAAGGAGACCGUUGGCAGAGGGACUGUAGUCCGUAGAGCAGCUCCCCUUCUGUAGCCUAUACUGUCACCCAUACUCUCAAAGUGCCUUGGCAGAUCUUUACUCAGCGCCAAGAGGAGACACACUGAACAGGACAGAGAAAAGGGAAUGUCGGACAAUGCAGAAGACCACUCGGCAUCAGGGAAUGUUAACGUAGCUGGAAAGCUGAAGCAGUGUACUAAAGCGAAGAAGAAGAAAUCAGGCAUCACGGAUGCUCCAGUGAUAUUAUAGGUCUCCAAUGUUAGCUGCUUAAUGAGUUUACAGUUUACAACAAUGAGUUAAAGCAGUGGUUUUUCUGUUAUGGCAAAUUUAUUUUUUCCCCUUAUUUAUAAUUUUUAAUGACGCAGAAAUUCAUAUAAUAUACAGGUAUAAAUACUGUACAAAGCCAAAACACCAGCCUCUGCUGGGUUUUUUGAAAUAUUUAUCUUUUUUUUUUGUUGAGUACCUUGAGCAGAUAAUGUAUGGAUGUGGACAGUGGAUGAUUUACAUGUGAGCGUGUGUGUGUGAGAGAGUGUGUGUGUUUGUGUUUGUGUCUGUGCACACGGCGAGCGCUUAUGGGUGACUGUAUGUGCUGAUAAAACCACUUCAUGUGUUUUUAGUUUGUGCUGCUUAUUUCCCCUCACAAGGGAAGUACUGCCAUGAAAGGGACCAAGUCCGCUGGUGUUAUUCCAGCCGAGGGGAUCCCAGCCCUGUAAAGAAUGUUGGAUGUGUAUUAAAAUCCAUGCAUUUACUGCUUAACAGCCAUACAACAAUUGUUAUGUACAGUACAGUUCAUAUGUACAGUAUAGUGGACAGAUAUUGUUCUUUUCUUUAAAACCUAUUAUUCCCUUAUGCUUCUGAACCCUUACCCUCCUCCUGUCUGAAAUGUUUGCUCAAUAGCAACAAAGCAAGAGCAUUAAGUCA